CAGUUCGUGGUUAGUGUGUCCCAUGCGUUUCCCAUGUGAGAGACGCGUUGAGACUGUAAAUUUGAAGGAAUUGUAUAUUAACGCAUUAAUUAAUUAUUUGAAUAUAUCCUUGUAAAAGCUAUCUGUAACUUCUGUCAAAAUGAAGAAGAAGAGAAAGGAAUCAUCUAAAACUGAAACGGAAGAUCAGAUUGAGUUACUAGCUAACUCUCAGAAUGAAGAAGAAAAUGAGAAAAACAGUAUACAACAGGCUAAGUACUCCAAACGAAAAGCGAAGGACACCGUGUCAGAUGAUAGGAUCUUACGACCAGUCAAGCUGUCCAAGAAAGAGCUGUACAAAGCCCCAACAGUGGAAGAGCUCAACCAGCUAAAAGAAGCAGAGAAUCUCUUUCACUGCAGCAUGUUGAAAAUGCAGAUGGAAGAACUGCUGAAAGAAGUGUCUCUCAGUGAGCACAGGAAGAAGCUUGUGGACUCCUUUGUGCAGCAGGUCACUGAUGUGUUGCAGAGUGUGCCCGAAUCUGAAGUUGUGGAGUUGGAUGACAUUUCAUGGUUGUCAGGUGUUGAAGUCCCAUUCCUCCUCGUCCCAUCAACGACAAAAGGCAAAUUUCAUAUGGAGCCUCCUAAAUCAAUCAACCUGGUGGGCAGUUAUCCACUGGGCACGUGUAUCAAACCCAAAGUCUCUGUGGACUUGGCUGUUACCAUUCCAUCUUCUAUUUUGCGCCAGAUGGAUGCCAUUAACCAGCGGUACUCCCGAAAGCGGGCUCUGUAUCUGGCUGCCCUGGCACGGCAUCUCUCCUUCGCAGACUGCGUGGGUUCACUGCAGUACUCUUGUCUACAUGGCAACCGACUUCGCCCAGUGCUACUACUCAAACCCCCAGGUAAUGACAGCAGUAAGGUCACAUUAAGGAUUCACGUCGUUCCGCCACCGGACUUCCUCAAACCGAGCCGCUUCCAUCCUCAGAAGAACAACAUCAGGACCGAGUGGUUUACUGGUGUUGCCAAUACGCAGCAAGAGAGAACUGAGUCCCCAACUCCUCAUUAUAACGCCACAGUUCUUGGAGAUCAUCUCCCACUGUCACAUCUUCAGUUCCUGUCAGCCAUCAGUGCCCAGUGUCCUGCUUUUGGAGAGGGUGUGUCUCUCCUCAAAGUGUGGCUAAGACAGAGAGAACUGGACCAG
This is a messenger RNA of Puntigrus tetrazona (Sumatra barb), 1174 nucleotides long. RefSeq names its product nucleolar protein 6-like. Gene Ontology annotation, cellular component: CURI complex; UTP-C complex; small-subunit processome. The annotation marks the transcript as partial. The record is from RefSeq and is a predicted model, not a curated record. The transcript has 7 exons. Gene Ontology annotation, biological process: tRNA export from nucleus; rRNA processing. NCBI's taxonomy places the organism in Eukaryota, Metazoa, Chordata, Actinopteri, Cypriniformes, Cyprinidae.